Messenger RNA from Symbiodinium pilosum, 2160 nucleotides. Lineage: Eukaryota; Dinophyceae; Suessiales; Symbiodiniaceae. The record is from the annotation of a GenBank genome assembly.
AUGUCAGCUUCGAAGCUGGAGAAGAAGAUUUGGACGCUUGAGCAGAAGCUACGGGAAGAGUUCAAUGCCGCACUUCACAACGAACUCGACAAAGUGUUUGCAAGAGUGGACCAGCUGGAAACCGAGAUGCAGCUCCUCAAAGGAGAGACGCCUUUGCAAAAAGCCAAUACAAGGCCGGACGGUGGCGUGGCCUGUGACUUCCCACAAGAUACUUGCCCGAGGCAAAUCUUGCAGCCCAGCGACAAGAAAAUUGUGCCAGUACAAGAUGCAGUCCAGGAGGCCUGGGAAGAGACACCUCGAAACGAGAGAGUGCGAGGCAUGAAGGACCUUGACGAGGUGUUGGAGCCGGUAGCCUUUCACGAAUCAACCUGGAAUGUGGUGCUGGUGCUGGGGUUCACAGAGGCUGGAUGUCUGGACACGCUCAUAAGCUGCUUGCUUCUGCUUGCCAGCGCUGCGCUGCAAGUCACCUUCAGUCUCAUCUUACUGUCAGAAGACUUUCUGGGGGAACCAUUCGUGAAGCAUCUAGGCCACGCAGAGAAGUGGAGACGCGGGCUGGCACAUGACUACAAACACAUGGACCUUUCGGAGACAAGCCUUGCUUCCCGCGUUUGCAAUAAGGAUGAGACCCUUAUUGUCUCCACCAACCAAGCGAAUCUGAUUGGACAAAUCAAUGCUUUUCUGAGCAUCAGGCCAGCCCAACAUGAGCCCACGGAGCUACGUCGAGGCAUCCUGCUGUGCAUGUUGUGCAUUUUUCUCUGGUGCCUCUACCUAUGUAAUGAAUUUCGAGCGAUUGGCCUGUCUUUUGAGGCGAUCUUGCAGGUGCCCAGGCAAGCACGCACCAGGUUGGAACAGGGGCGCUUGGCAAGUAUCUCCUAUACCCGCUGCUUCGUCUUCUGCUGUGCGCGGCUAGUGCGAGGCAUGAUCGCAGGGCUUUUGCUGUACGGCGGCAUCCUUUGGCUAGCGAACACAACAUCCAUCAAAGAUCUGGUGCUGAAUGCUGUUGCGCUCGGGGCGAUCCUGGAAGUGGACGAGAUGUUCUUUGCGGCCCUGAUGCCCAAAAAGAUUCAGAUCAAGAUUCAGGACCUUGAGGCGAUCAAGGUGGUCUAUUCUCGGAGGCGCAGCCAGUUGGAGGCUUUGCUCCUGCUGCUGAUCAUGUCAGGUUUACUACUGUGGCCUUGGUUCCAGCUUGUGGAACCUUUGGGUGAGAACAUGAAGCUGGUGAAGAAAAAGUUUUGCGAUGGCGAUCAGGAUUUUGUUGUGGGCAUUAAUGCGAACCAAGAAGUGACCAUUGGGCGACUGACGACGCCCUUCUCAAGCAGCAGAAAUGCCACUCUGAUCGAGAAGGCUGUUACGGACUAUGCCUUUUCGAGUGGGAGUACUUGGCAACGUAUUCUUUUUGAAUCCAAUAGGAAGUUUGAAAGGAAGCAAACCCAAACAAUGGAAGCAAUAGCUAAAACAGUCCUGACGUGCGAAGAUUUUGAUUCCUGGCUUGAUGGUAACCAGUCCUUGGAUUUAUUGGAAAUAUAUGGGCCCUACUGGUAUUCCACUGCGCAUAGUGUCGGCUUUCCUGACAACAGCACUUGCAAAGACAUGGGGGACUUGUGCGAGUUUGAGGGUUACCACCUUCUCCGCCUGGCUUGUGGCGUAACUUGUGGCUGCGAAAGCAUUGCCGCAAAUCCGUGGUACAAAGUGGAGCACCAUGGAUGCUCGAAAGGGUGCCGUGAUUCGAGUCUUUGGCAGAUACGCGAUCUUAACUGCACCAACAUCCCAGCCAACGCGAGAAGCUGGCAAGAUUUCUGGCAGAUGUACCCUGACGAGGUGGAGUCCCUUGCAGUGGUUUUAAGCCAGCCAUUGAAAAACCAAGUAAGGGCAAUUGCCCAAAAGAUGAUGAUUGAGGGUUGUAGUGCAUUGCUGAAUGUGUCAGAAGACCCGGUGACGCUUACAAACUUCUGUGCCGGCAACACCAAUCCAGAGCUCUGGUCCGCGGCCCCGCUGCGUCAGCUUUGCCCAUUUACCUGCUGCUCUCAGGCAAGCAGCGCAAGCAGCUCGAGCUGCCCCACCAAGUGUUGCUUUGACAAGAUGGACUGCGACAACGCUGAUUGCAACGACGAUGCUGUAAGGGAGAACUGCAGGCGCACAUGCAGACUGUGCUUGGCUUAG